This is a messenger RNA of Bactrocera dorsalis (oriental fruit fly), 7185 nucleotides long. RefSeq names its product homeotic protein Sex combs reduced (gene Scr). Gene Ontology annotation, cellular component: nucleus. The record is from RefSeq and is a predicted model, not a curated record. Lineage: Eukaryota; Metazoa; Arthropoda; Insecta; Diptera; Tephritidae. Gene Ontology annotation, biological process: anterior/posterior pattern specification; regulation of transcription by RNA polymerase II. Gene Ontology annotation, molecular function: RNA polymerase II cis-regulatory region sequence-specific DNA binding; DNA-binding transcription factor activity, RNA polymerase II-specific. Bases 2658 to 3902 code for a protein of 414 amino acids. The transcript is spliced from 3 exons.
UAUGGUUCGUAGGUAUAAGAUUUUUCCAAUAUAAUUCAUAAUAUAUAUAUAUAUAUAAGUAUAUACUUUUAUGAUUUUAUUCUCUAAUCGAAAACGGCUUAGCUGCACAAUUUAAAUAUUCGAAAAUAUUGAAUGUGAUCCUUCAAAUGAUGCACACCUUCACAUUUAUUACGUGUGUACGUAUACGGCACAUGUAUAGACAAAAUACGAAUAAACACGUACAGGCAUUGUGUGAUACUCGAAAAAUCUAAAUUCGAAAAUGAAGCAAACAAACAUAAUUGAGUAUGAAUUCACGUACAGAGCAGACUAUCUAAGAUCGAGAACUAAAAUACAUACAUACAUACUUGUGUAUAUAGAAGAAGUCGUAUAAAUUGAGAAACACAACGCAGGCAUUUGCUCUUUAUUUUCGAAAUCGACAAUUUCUGGUUUCGCAGAAUUUAUUAUUCGAAUAAAUAUACGUAUGUACAUGUAGAUAAACACCACAAAUAAAGGCAUAUCAAUUCAAUUGAGACAAACGCUGGUUCACCACAUAUCAUACAUGUAUGUACAUAUAUGCACAACCACACACUAACAGACUCGAGUCGGCGGGUAGGCCAAAAGACAUUGCCUUGGCUACUUUCUGUACCAAUGCGAGUGAGCGCAAUGGACGAGGCAGUUCGACCGAAUGAGCAAGAAUUGCCGGUUGGCAUUGGCAGCGCCGUUUCAAUGUUGUUAUCUUCGUCUUUUAUUUUACUGCUAUAGAGGGUCGGGCAUUCGUCUACGUUGAUUCGAAUAUUUCCAUUUUUGCUUGUUCUUAAUUUUUUCGAUAUAAAUUUUUUCUCAGUUUUUUAUACUCUCCGACUGUUUAUAAAUAAUGUAAUGCAUUUUAUUCAAACCCACUCCCCGCUUCUGCUAUAACGAGCGCUCUUUUUCUCAUACUCACUUGUACUCAGUACCGGAGUCUCGUAGUCGCAGCUACAAUUGGAUAUCAGCAGAUACUCGCGAGUAAUACAUACUAACACUGUGUGUACAGACAGCCACACAUACGGGUACGUAUGUAUGCGCUAUUGGAUUAUGUGCGGCGCUGCUAGUAUCGCAGAGCAGAGGAGUUUUUUAUUGAUGCCGAGAUAUUUGUGAUUUGAAUUAUGUCCAAGUAGUCAAACAGAAACAUUGGCGCUUUGAGCACGUAUUCUCGGGUUAAACACUACUAAGUUCAAUCAAACUAACUAACUGAUGCGAUUCGAACAGAUCCCAUCAGAUUACCGCCAUCAUCCAUUAAUUGAACUAGUUCGGUGUAAAAUACUUGUGGAUCGGUAGGCUGCCUGUGCGUAAGGUGCACCGACAUCGUGUAUUCCGAUAAUAAAUGAUGGAUUAUUAGCCGACUACUUUAGCCUUUAACUGAUGGUGAUUCAAAUCGCAUCGCCGUUGAUGGCGACUCGUAAAUCAAAGCAGCAACAGUUCCCGGGACUGCUUGCAAAUUAACGAAGCUCCUAUUUUGUAUAUAAUUAAUAACAAUGGAUGAAUGAAUAAAAGUGAUCGUAAGAUUCGAAUUUAAAUGUGUUUAAAUUACGCGACGGGUUAUGCCAUGAGAUAAAAAAUAUAUGUAAUGUGGAGAUAAAACUAAAAAGUAAAACAAAUAUUAUUAUGGACGUUUCAACUCUGUGUUUUAAAAAAUGAAUAAUUGAGAAAAUAUCAAGCUCCAAAAAGAAAAACACUCUCAAGAAAAAGUAUUGCAGUAUCCAAUUGAAAUUGCAAAAUUCCUCGAUAAGCGAUUACAUGCAUUUUUAUUUCAUUUUCGUGCGGAACUACUCCAAACUUAUACAAAAUACUAUUUAAUUCGAAAUAUUUAUUACAAACAGAAAAACUCAAAUAAAUACAACAGAAACAGACAUAAUUUUAAAACUCAACAAAGUGAAUAAUUUAUUUAAUUUAUGUGAUCGAGUACAACACCACGCUUCCCCAGACUAGCAGCAAAUUAUUACAUCUAUUUGCGCCGCAAUAGCACAAUGUCGCCACAUUGACUGAUCAACUGAACCCAAGUAUCUAGUUCAAUACGGAACAACACAAUUGCUUAGAGUUCAGUUGCCACCGGCGAGAACUAACCAAACGCCACCAUCUCACUACAAAUCCAUCUCAUUGCAACAAAAAUAUAGUAGCAGGGCGCUUUAUCUUCGGCCGACAACUAAUUUAAAAGAAAAAAGUAACAUCUGUGUGUGCCGACCAAUAACAAUUAGGCACCCGAAUAACCGCUACGGGCAUUGUGAAGUUAGAGUUGAAAAUUAGAACCUGCAACAGCGGCGACGGCGACGGCAGUUAGUGAGAAUUGUGACAGUCUCGUUUGAUUUAUGGCUACAUGCGUCUUAUUGGGUCAUUUAUAUUAUAUUUAUAAAUUGUUUAUAGUUAUGUUAUAAUCAAUGCUAUUUAUAGUGAAUGGUGUGCAUGGUAAACAUAGAGUUGGUGCAAAAAAUACUGCGACAAUUUUACAGUUUAAUAUAGAAUUCUUAUGUGCAAAUAUAAACUAAAGCGGAAACAAGAGAGAACAUACAGCAAAUAAUAAUCGUAAACGAAAAACGCUACAUCCAUUUUUGUGCAAAGCUUAGAGAUUGAAAAGGCUAUAAACAGAAAUUGCAAGAUCCGAAGAUUUUGUGAUUAUCUCCCCUUCUAAAUAAACCGCCAACAUGGAUCCCGACUGUUUUGCAAUGUCCUCAUAUCAGUUCGUGAAUUCUCUCGCUUCUUGCUAUCCACAACAAAUAAAUCCUCAGCAAAAUCACACGGGCAAUCCCACCGGCGGAGCAAAUGUCACAAACAGCAAUGGCGGCCCUGGCGCAAGCGGCGGUGGCAGUGGUUCCGGGGGGCAGAGCAAUUCUAGCGCAGGUACCCCUGGCGGCAAUGAUUACUUUCCAACUGCUGCUGCUUAUUCACCAAAUUUAUACCCGAAUACACCGCAGUCCCAUUAUGCCAAUCAGGCAGCAUACAGUUUAGGUGGGACAGGUGGAGGUGGCCAACAAAAUCCCGACAUGGUGGACUACACUCAAUUGCAGCCGCAAAGGCUGCUUCUACAACAGCAGCAACAACAUGUACAUGUGACGGCGCAACAUGCCGCCCAACAGCAGCAAUCACAUCCGCAACAACAACAGCACCCCCAACAACAACCAGCACAACAACAAACCAAUCUUAAUUGCAAAUACGCCAAUGAUCCCUCAACGCCCACCGGCAACAAUAACAACACUAAUACCAGCAAUAAUAACACAAACACUCAAUCUUUAGCCAGUCCGCAAGAUCUGUCAACGCGAGAGAUUUCGCCGAAGCUAUCACCAACAUCGGUGGUGGAGAGUGUGGCAAGAUCGCUAAAUAAAAGUGUUUUAAGCGGGAAUCUGGCAGUGGCAGCAGCAGCGGCCAACAUAACAAACACUCACGGCGGUGUCGGUGGCGGCGGUGGGGCUGGCGUGAAUGUCAACGUCAACGUAAAUGUGCCAAUGCACAGUCCUGGAGGUGGUGACAGCGACUCGGAAAGCGAUAGCGGCAAUGAGGCUGGUAGUAGUCAAAAUAGUGGCAACUGCAAGAAAAACCCACCUCAGAUCUAUCCGUGGAUGAAAAGGGUACAUUUAGGACAAAGUACUGUUAAUGCCAAUGGCGAGACGAAGCGACAACGGACCUCAUACACCCGCUAUCAGACGUUAGAGCUAGAAAAAGAAUUUCACUUUAAUCGAUACCUGACCCGCCGAAGGCGUAUUGAAAUUGCGCACGCGCUAUGCCUCACCGAACGACAGAUCAAGAUCUGGUUCCAGAAUAGACGAAUGAAAUGGAAAAAAGAGCACAAAAUGGCUUCUAUGAAUAUUGUACCAUAUCACAUGGGUCCUUAUGGCCACCCUUAUCAUCAAUUCGAUAUUCAUCCGUCACAAUUUGCUCAUUUGAGUGCAUAGGACGCGUGGCACUUUUCGGGUACUGGUUAGAGACUCAAUCAGUUGUAUCAGGAACCAUAUCAGGCGGCGGCAGCAGCUAGUGUAGCAGCUGGUGGAUAUCAGACACAAAACACACAAGACUCUAGCAUGGCCCUGAGCGGCGGUGCUGGCGUUGGGGUCGCUUCUGGCGGCGGUAACUCGCUGUUCGCUUCUGCGACCGCUUCCAAUGCUGAAUGUGUCAAAUAUCCACAAGAGUUCUGAUCUCAAAUUAUCUUCAGAGAACAUCCACAGCAAUUGCAUCUCCAACAUGAGCACGAAUUUCUACAGCAGCAACACCAAUACGAGCAACAACAUUUAGAACAACAACCGCUGCAUCAUCAUCACAUCCUCCAGUCCGAACGUAGCUCCCUUCUGCAGCUCUGCGAAAAUAAACAAUUGUGCGAAGAUGCAGAAACCACGGAGUUGGAGUUCAAGGACGAAAUCGUCGGUGGUUGUAAUAUGUAUUGUUGUUGAGCGAUGUCAAUGUUGUUGUUGCAAUAAAGCUGUAGAUGCCUUCGAGACUGCUAUAGCUGCUGCUAGCGACUGCUAAAAACAAGAACAACGAUGAUAAUUUCUGAAUGCAACUGAUUUGUGUUAAGCAAGCAACGAGCCUCUAAGAAUGAAUAUAGCUUUCGCGGAGCAUUGGCACUUAUCACCGAAACUUCCGAGAGUGGCUCGUGCAGGUUUAUGAUACUGGUCAGCAACAGAGGAAUUUCGUUUCAUUUGAAUCUUGUGAAUUCAUGAUGUUCACAUUGAAAAUCCUCUCCUUUGUAAGUUAUAAGUACCUCAAUGGACUGACAAAGCUUUAAACUAAAGACUUUGCAUUUCGUCCUCUUUUUCGUGAAAUUGCGAAAACCGUCCAGUAUGAUAAACCGCUAUAUUCUCUAAGCAGUAUUCGAAAAGCAAUUAGUUUUAAGAAAACCACAAGCACUGCCGUCCGCUCAAAACUGCGAUGAUUAAUUAGUAUAUUUCGAAAACUUAAUUAUUAGAAAAAAAGCUGAUUAAAGAAAAUCUUUAUUUUAUUUAUAAACAAAAAAAUUGAAGAGAACUUAACAACGACGGCAGUGCUGUGUUAAUUUUAAAGUAGUUUAAUAUCCAGUGUACAGAAUAAUACAGUGAUCCGCUAACUGUUUUGGUGAAAGUUUAAAUUCAAUUUUUUCAAUCAUAUUAGCCCCAGCACCCCUCCAACUUCAGCAUUUCAAAAAACAUAUUAUUAUUGUUGAACCUGGCGGAAAUGUGUUGACAAUUUUAAAAGUGUCGACAUCUUGUAUUAUGUGCGACAGUACUUAAUUCUAUUUAAUAGGAUGUAAACCCCAUAAUAUUUGAUUUGUUAGCGUACUCAUCUUUGUACAAAUCAUAUUUUGUAAUGUAAAAUUAUUUUCAUGUUUGUAUAUAUUGAAAGUAUCUGUUUAAAUUUUGAUUUUUUUUAUAAUAUAGCUUUAAAUUGUUUUUGUUGACUCUGUGAAUUUCCGGGCACUAGCAAAGUUUGCAACUGAGCUUAACUACACGUGAUUUCAGAAACCUUUCAUAAUCCAUAAAUAUUAAUUUAUAAACCAAUAACAAAAACAAAUUCGGGGAAAACAGGUCAUGUUUAGUAGUCAAUAAGACAAAACAUAAAUAUAAAUACUGAUAUUCAAACAUAGGAACUUUUGCCACAAAUCCUCAAUUUUGCCUUUUUGUGAAAAUUUUAGAGGACGUUCUCAUCAUAUUUGUUAAUCAAUUUUAUUAGUAAAUAUGAAGUUGUCAGCCAUACAGACUUUGAAGUAUUUCGUUUUAAGCGAAUUCCAGACCUACAUAAAAAUUACAGCAAUACCUUUCUUUAGUUAAGAAUCAACUAAAUAGCUCUUUAAACUGCAAAGUCACACGCUGCUUACAAAUGAGAAGAAAAAGAGAAAUAUUGUACUAAAAUCAUAUAUGUACAUACACAUAUGUAGGUUUAUGCAAAUGUUCGACCAUGUAAGUAGACUUCUAAUUAUAUUCCCCGGUAAUAAUAAGGUUAGUGCAUUCGUAUCAAAUAUAUAAUAUGUAUAUUGAGAUAGUCUAAAACAAAUUGAAAACAUUGCUUCAUUAAGUAAUUUAGUUAAGACAAGGUUAAUUUUAAAAAAAUUUAGCGAAAAUUGUUUGUAUUGCGAUUUUUAUUUCUACAAUAAAAUCGUUUUAUCUUAGUUUAGUAAGGCAAAGAUAGUUUCAUAGGAGAUUUGCAAUAUCAGUAUAAAUAGCGAUUAAUAUAUCGAUUGAUAUUUUAUGGCUAAGUGAGUCUCAAGUGUAUGUGUGGUAUGUGCACAGUUAUCAACCCAAUUUGUAUAAGAACGCUGCAUUCCAUGUAAAGAAAUUAAAGUGGUUAGUUACAUAAUAUGUCUCAAAAACAAUUUCAAUGAACGCACUAGUUUAGCAAUCUGACUUCAGUUUAUAUUUCCAUAUUUACCUACAUAUGUAUUACGUAAUAUGUGUGCGUACACAUAAACUCGUACGUAUGCAUACUUUAGAUAAAUCAAUUGCCCGGAUGUAGUGCGCAAUACAAGUAAACAUACGAUUAAAUAGUGUAAGAUUAUGGUAAUGCAAUACUUAAAAAACUAAGCUAAGGAUAGAUUAAAAAAUCAAAAAGAACAAAAUUAAUAAAAUAUUUUAAAAAAAUUUAAAUUUUCGUAUUUCAAGGGUGUUCUAUGGUGCAAGAUGGACAUGUGGAAAUGGUGGUGACACCCGUUACUUGGACGAAAGAUAUAUUUAUAUGUGCCCGGGUAGCUCAGUCGGUAGAGCAUUGGACUUUUAAUCCAAGGGUCCAGGGUUCAAGUCCCUGCUCGGGCGAAAUUCUUUAUUUUUUUAUUGUUAUAUUGUAUUUAAAUAUUUCAAUAUAUAGUAGAAAAGUAUCCAAUAACUUAUAAUUGAAAAUUAUAUUCCGUUUUAAAUUGGUUUUAAUGACUCUGAACUAUAGUAUUUUCGUUAUUUUAUCUUAAGGGUAAUGAUUGUCCGUUAUUAUUAAGUUAAAGCUGUAAAUUGUGAAAAUGUAUUACUGCUUCGUGCGAAGACUCGCUCCUAGCACAGGCACGUAGCCAGGGGGGGGGCUAGAGGGCUGAAGCCCCCCCCCCCCGAAAUAAGGAAUUUUUUUAAAUAAAUCGCAAAUAAAAAAGAUUUAUCACUGACUGAAUCUUUUGAAACUCUUAUACACAACUCAGCUCAAACCUAUAACAGUCGUACGCAACUACACUAGACGGUGACUGAAAACUUAUCAAAAGUCAUACUUAAGCGUUGUACAGAUCUGCAUCUU